AUGGGCUGGGGAGUGUCGAGGGUGCGACCGCUGUUGCGGUGGCUGCUCCCAGUGCUGCUGCUCGCCCGCGCACCGCCGGGCGUACGCGGACACGGCCGGAUGAUGGAACCACCGGCGCGCAACGCCAUGUGGCGGUUCGGGUUCCCCAACCCGGUCAACUACAACGACAACGAGCUGUUCUGCGGCGGGUACGCGGUGCAGUGGGAGCAGAACCAGGGCAACUGUGGCGUCUGUGGCGACGCGUACCAUCUGCGGUCACCCCGGCCGCACGAGGCGGGCGGCGAGUACGGCAAGGGCAUCGUGUCGCGCCGGUACGUCGCCGGGCAGGAGGUCGAGGUGGAGAUCGAGCUGACCGCCAACCAUAUGGGCCGGUUCGAGCUGUACCUCUGUCCGAACAACAACCCGCACGCGGAAGCGACCCAGGCGUGCUUCGACCGCUACCCGCUGUACCUGGCCGGUACGCGCGAGGUUCGGUUCUUCAUUCCACCCGACUCGAAGAAAAAGGACGUGUUUCGCUACCGCGUGCAGCUGCCGUUGUACGUGAGCUGUACGCAAUGCGUGCUGCAGUGGACCUACUUCACCGGCAACAUGUGGGGAAGGUGCGACAACGGUACCGAGUCCGUCGGAUGCGGUCGACCAGAAACGUUCCGGAACUGUGCGGACAUCAGCGUCGUGUCGAAUACGGGCGGUGGCCGGCCCCCGCUGUUCGUCGGCAACAAUAACCCAUUCCUGCUGUACUACCGGGACUUCCGCGACCCCAAACCGGACAACGUGUAUCCACUCAUCAUCCGGGACCAGGUGUGCCUGCCCACUGCCACCUAUCGCGGCUUCAUCGGCAUGGAGGACUGGUGCCAGAACAACUGCCUGCGCUAUCCACCGAACUGCCCGGAAACGGUCUGCCACUGCCCACAAACGUGCGAAGCGAUCGGUGAGCUGCGAGGCCGCGAGGGUGCCGACGUGUACUGUCUCGACCAGUGUCUCAACUACAGGUCCAACUGCCCAGCCGACAGAUGUCGUUGCUACUGA
Anopheles marshallii is the source of this 1026-nucleotide messenger RNA. RefSeq lists its product as uncharacterized. NCBI's taxonomy places the organism in Eukaryota, Metazoa, Arthropoda, Insecta, Diptera, Culicidae. The transcript is spliced from 4 exons. The record is from RefSeq and is a predicted model, not a curated record. Bases 1 to 1026 code for a protein of 341 amino acids.